Messenger RNA from Drepanopeziza brunnea f. sp. 'multigermtubi' MB_m1, 1473 nucleotides. RefSeq lists its product as uncharacterized. The record is from RefSeq and is a predicted model, not a curated record. Lineage: Eukaryota; Fungi; Ascomycota; Leotiomycetes; Helotiales; Drepanopezizaceae.
AUGGCGCCUGUGCACCCCCUUAAAGUCUUCGCCCCUCCAGGCGAGACCGCAGCUUCAUUGAGUUCCUCAUCCGAGGGGAGCGACUCGAGUGAGAUUAGUGAUCUAGUUAAUACUCCCAAAGUCUCUCCAUCUUUCAUGCGCAUUGAGAAGAGCGGCGUCAGCUCACCUUCGACUCGCUCUGAUCGCGCUCCCGCGCGUAAAUCCGCACGCGUCGUCAAGCAAAGCGCUCACGCUCGCGAAGAGGUCAUCGAGAGCAAGGCUACUAAGGCUACCAAGGCUUCCAAGCCCGUUUUCAAUCCGGCUCUUGCUCGCAGAAAACUCGGUAACAAGUCCCACGAGGCUGAAGUUCAAGAACCUUCUUCUCUCACCAACCCAAAACACACAUUGAAGUCCUCCAACGCACACCCAAAAAUGGCCGCACCGCGCAAGAUGAGUGACCAUAUCUCCAUCUCGUCCGACUCGGACAGCGAUACGCCAAUGAAGGCACCAAGCAAGAGCGCGGCAAAGAAGCCAUCGAGCAAGAGAGAUGCUGCCUCCAUGUCAAGCCAUCAAGAGAUGCCAUCGUUCAAGAAGCCCAAGCUUCCUUCAAAGUCGCCAGCACUCAAGGAUUUCGUUUACGAGGAGCCUCCGAUCGUCAGCGACCGACUGGGCAUGCCAGCAAUGACCUCGUCCUCUGCCCUCACGCGCGGCGGCGACAAUACGGCCACGAAACUCGCCGGAGUCCUUAACAAGAAAAUCCGUAGGGAGGUCGUCGCACCGAGAUCGUUCCAGGAUAUUUCAGAGCGCACUCCAACUCCGCCUCCUGGUCCAACCUACAGCCCCGAGGAGUUGAAAGAUCGCAACGAGGUCACCACACUCUACUUUGCCUAUGGCAAGAACCUUACCGAGAAAUACAUGGCCAAGAACUUCCCCGAUUGCACGCUCCAAUUGGUGGCGCUCGCCUACGUUCGAGACUACAAGUACACACUCAACUCCGCCGGUUACGUCAAGGCUGUCCGUACUGAGUGGAAGACCGAGGACAAGGAUCCUGGACUCUAUGGUUUGCUGUGGCGCAUUCCGAACUUUGUUCGUAGAUCUCUUGAGGCCAAGUUCGCCAAGCAUAACAUGAAGUUGGUUGAGGUCCCGGAGGUGCAAGCGAUGGAGAGAGACCCCGACUAUAUGGGUGGUAACUGGAACGCGCCUUUGGUCAACCUUGCUGGACCGCUGCCUGCGUGGAUGGGUGUUGGCGAGGUCCACGAGGACGAUCACAAGGGAAUCAAGCUCAUCAAGCAAAACCGAUGGAAGUACAUGAACCUAAACCUGGCGCUCAUCGAGCUUCGCUCGCGUGCUGUUCCUAGUCCCUGGGUUGAGAAUAACAUCUAUGGUCCCUUGAUCGGCGCCCCCCAAAAUCCUUUCGAGUCCGGCUAUUGGGGGAUGAUCAAACCAGAGAAGCAGAAGAAAGCGGAUGCCGCUCCAGCCCCUGGUGACGUCUAG